Molecule: messenger RNA, 1297 nt
Organism: Folsomia candida
Lineage: Eukaryota; Metazoa; Arthropoda; Collembola; Entomobryomorpha; Isotomidae
Gene: Noa36
Product: zinc finger protein 330 homolog
Exons: 6
Coding region: 186-1163 (325 amino acids)
Cellular component (GO): nucleus
Molecular function (GO): zinc ion binding
Source: RefSeq, a predicted model, not a curated record
CAUCUUUUUCUCUGCAUACGUGGAGCGGAUUUUGAGCUCAUGGCUCCCCAUUGCAUUGCAUUCUAAUACUUUCUCCAGAUUUUGACUUUCGGUCAAGUUUGUCAUCUCUUAUCUUUGUUUUUUUAAUUGCUCAGAAUUUAUCGUACAUCUCAUAACGAGCUUGUUAGGACAAUACGGUGGUGACCAUGCCGAAGAAGAAAACUGGCCAGAGGAAAAAGGCAGAUAAGCAGAAAGUCCGUCAGAAGAACAUCCGUGAAGCACGAGAACACCGUUCCAUCGUGGACCAAGCAUGCAAUGCACUUAUGGAAUGCGAUAAGUGUAAGAGGACGCAGAAAAAUCGGGCGUUUUGCUACUUCUGUCAAUGUUUGCAACGUCUCCCUCAGUGCGCUCAUUGUGGAAAGGUCAAGUGUAUGAUGAAGUCGGGAGAUUGUGUAGUGAAACAUGGAGGCGUUUAUACGACUGGACUUGGCAUGGUGGGAGCCAUCUGUGACUUUUGUGAAGCGUGGGUGUGUCAUGGUAGAAAAUGUUUGCAAUCACACGCCUGUACUUGUCCCCUCAUCGACGCCGUGUGUGGGGAAUGCCAACGUGGAGUUUGGGAACAUGGUGGAAGAAUUUUCAAGUGUUCUUUCUGUACCUCUUUUCUAUGCGAGGAUGACCAAUUUGAGCACCAAGCGUCGUGCCAAGUACUGGAUGCUGAGAGCUACAAGUGCCAAUCUUGCAACAAACUUGGACAAUAUUCCUGUUUGAGGUGCAAGGUCUGCUUUUGUGAAGACCAUGUUCGCAGGAAGGGAUUCAAAUACGAUAAGAAUAAAGGGAUACCAUGUCCAAAAUGUAAUUUUGAGACAAAUAUCACAAAGGACCUUAGUAUGUCGACCCGCUCUCAUAAAUACGGCCGACAAGGAAAUAAUGAGGAUGAAGAGGGAGAAGAGGAAGGAGCUGGUGGAUUCACCUUUGGAGGCGCUACUGGAUUUAGUUAUGGAGGAAGACGAGCGGCACAGGAUGAUGAGGAUGAUGAUGACGCAGAUGAUGGCGAUUAUGACGAAGAUGAUGAUGAAGAUGAUGACGAUGACGAAGAUGAGGAUGAAUCGGGUAGUGAAGAAGAUGAAGAAGAGAAGGCAGCUGAUGGUGAAAAGGAUAAGGGAGAAGUAGACAAGAAAGUGUAGCCGAAUCGCAAUUUUCUACAUACAAUAUAACUCAUAUUUUAAAAUUCUUGUGAUACGAAAAAUGGAGCCAAUAUCAUUGUUGUUAUAAACUCAGAAUUUUAUUUGUAAUAAAUACUUGAACAAUUUGGAAAACU